CACAUCUGCCAUGACACCAGUCAAUGCCAUUAUCAGUUGCACUCGCAGUCGUGUAUAUUACUUCUUGUCUAUUGGUAGUAUUUAAUAUUUGUCUUAGUGAUACCGGUUCAUUAAACAAGUGAGGACGUGAAAAUAGAAUAAUAUUAAAAGUAAAAAUAAAUUAUCAAGACAUUAACAAUGGUGAAAGCCAGAAAGUACGUGGUGAAGAACCAUUUUCAAGGCGUACCGAAAUUGUCCGAUUAUGAAAUAGUAGAAGAGGAACUACCUCCACUGAAAGAUAAUGAAUUUCUGGUAAAAACCGAAUGGAUCAGUGUCGACCCAUACCUUCGAGCAUACAACUCUCAAAUAAACGCACCGUAUGAUCAAUUCAGUUUCCAAAUUGCACUAGUACAGGAAAGCAAGAAUCCUGACUACCCAGUUGGUACUAGAGUAGUUUCACAUAAAGGUUGGUGCGACUACACGAUCAUAAAUCCAAAAUUACAGAGCGACUUCCUUGAUACAGUCUAUACGUUACCAGAUUUAAAAGGAUUAUCAAAUUCUUUGGCCCUCGGCGCUGUUGGUAUGCCGGGGGCAACCGCUUACUUCGGAUUUCUAGAAAUUUGUAAACCUAAGCCUGAUGAAACGGUAGUCGUGACGGGCGCUGCAGGCGCUGUUGGGUCUAUAGUGGGCCAGAUUGCUAAAAUCAAAGGUUGCAAAGUAAUCGGAUUUGCUGGUUCUGAUGAAAAAGUGCAAUGGUUAGAAAAAGAACUAGGAUUCGACAAAGCUAUCAACUAUAAGACUGCUGAUGUCGCCAAAGCCCUAAAAGAAGCUGCUCCGAACGGGGUGGAUUGUUAUUUCGACAACGUUGGUGGAGAGUUGAGCAGUGUGAUUAUAAAUCAAUUGAAUGUGUUCGGACGGGUGUCUGUGUGCGGAAGUAUUAGUUCAUACAAUGAUGAUCUAGAUAAAUUGCCAAAAGCAUCUAUUGUACAACCAGCCCUAGUGUUCAGACAGUUGAAAGUGGAAGGAUUCAUAGUAAGCCGGUGGAGGGAGCGCUGGUCUGAAGCGUUCACUGAAAUUAUUACAUGGAUUCUAAAUGGCAAAAUGAAGCCUCGGGAACACGUGACAGAAGGUUUUGAUAAUCUUUUUAAGGCGUUUACUGGCAUGUUAGCAGGUGAAAACUACGGCAAGGCUAUAGUCAAAGUUUAAAGUCUGUUUGAAUAAUUUCACGUCAAUCAUAAAUUGUUCUAACUACUUGUUAUUUACUGUACAUUUAUAUACCUACUAAUAGUAUAAGUACACAAAUGUUUAAUAAUAAAAUAUAAUU
Messenger RNA from Achroia grisella, 1303 nucleotides. Its product is annotated as prostaglandin reductase 1-like. The record is from RefSeq and is a predicted model, not a curated record. Gene Ontology annotation, biological process: prostaglandin metabolic process. The transcript has 2 exons. Gene Ontology annotation, cellular component: cytoplasm. NCBI's taxonomy places the organism in Eukaryota, Metazoa, Arthropoda, Insecta, Lepidoptera, Pyralidae. Bases 178 to 1185 code for a protein of 335 amino acids. Gene Ontology annotation, molecular function: 2-alkenal reductase [NAD(P)H] activity; 15-oxoprostaglandin 13-reductase [NAD(P)+] activity.